Molecule: messenger RNA, 695 nt
Organism: Cucurbita maxima (winter squash)
Lineage: Eukaryota; Viridiplantae; Streptophyta; Magnoliopsida; Cucurbitales; Cucurbitaceae
Product: dynein light chain LC6, flagellar outer arm-like
Exons: 2
Coding region: 284-559 (91 amino acids)
Biological process (GO): microtubule-based process
Cellular component (GO): dynein complex
Molecular function (GO): dynein light intermediate chain binding; dynein intermediate chain binding
Source: RefSeq, a predicted model, not a curated record
CACUAAUAAAAUAGAGUUGAAUGGUUGAAGUCCUUAAAGUGGGGAGAGAAAAUGACACAAAAAUGAUAUUAAUCGGAAGAAGUGCCAGCUUAAAACUUGAAUUUCAAAAGAUUCCAGAGGGGGUUCUAGAGUCUUUCCUUGUAUAAAAUCAUCAUCUAUUUGCUCCCUUUCUUCUUGUUUCUGUGUUGGAUUAUAGUCUUGGAAGAAGAAGCAUUUCAGAUUGGUAUAAUCAUCUUGUCGAGCAAAUACCCACCAGUUCUGUCUUUUCAGGUAAGGGGAAAGGAUGUUGGAAGGCAAAGCUUUGGUACAGGAUACAGAUAUGCCUGGCAAGAUGCAGAUCCAAGCCAUGGACGCUGCUUCUGAAGCUCUGGAUCGCUAUGAUGUCCUCGACUGCAAAUCCAUUGCAGCCCACAUCAAAAAGGAUUUUGACAAUAGAUAUGGAAGCGGAUGGCAAUGUGUGGUGGGUUCAAAUUUUGGUUGCUUCUUCACCCACUCCAAAGGCUCUUUCAUCUACUUCAAACUGGAGACUCUUAACUUUCUCAUCUUCAAAGGGAUUUGAAUCUCUAGAGAGUUUGAAUAUCAUUGUGGGUUGUUUGGAUGCUUGAUGUUCUAAAGCUUUUAAAUGCUUUUGGUGGGUAUACUAUGUAAAUAUUGAACUCGUGAACACAGUUCUUAAUCCUUUCCAAGCAUUUUCA